AUGUUACGUUCCGUCCUGUUCGCGGUCGUUGCGGCCCCGGACCUGAUCAGUGGGAAGGCAGAGACUUGGACGCUUGCAGCUGGAGGCCUCGAGUUCGAGCUGCAAGCAUCACAGGGGGCCUUGCAGCAGGGCACCGUGACGUGGAAGCCAAGGUCCGGCGCAGCUUCAAAUGCUGGGAAGUGGCAGUGCAAUCGCCUUCGCUUGGAGCCGCUGUUUGACAUCGAGGUGCAUCUGCCAGAGAGGCCAUUGACAGAGAUCACUGGGGUGAACUCAUCGCAGUGCAUCAUGCGUGAGCCCCCGGUGGUGGAAUUCAGCCGACUAUCCGUCCAACUCGACUGCCCGCUUGACCUCCAAGUUGCGUGGAGUGUGACCGUGCAAUCUGCAAAAUCGCGGGCAGAAGAUGACGGCCUUGCAGCUUUCCUCCGGGUUUCUGCUAAGCUGGCAGCCGAUCGCGCCUUUCCAGCAAAGUUGGUAUUACUAGCUGUAAGCACCCGGAACACUGCAAGCUGCGGCCACACGUUGUCGACUGGUGCCGUUCCUGGAUCGCCCAUCCUGCUUGACAAACAGUUCUUUGCUGCAGUGGAGCAUCCGCUCGCUGCGCAUGACUUGAACAAGACUCCUAACAGUGAUUUGACGGGCUCCGUCAAUCAUUUGGCAUCGAUGGACUGGAAGACUCAAAGCCUUGACUACGGCGCGGUCAUAGGUGCCUUCGCAGAAGAAUCACAAGCUCGUCGUUCUUUCAACCUAUACUUGUCAGAAGCUCGCCCGCAGUCCUGGCAAGGGCCACUGGUCCAUUACAACAGUUGGUACGACUUCACUUCAUGGCAGGAUCAGUCCUUCUUCGAUCCUCGCCGAGCAACCACAGUUCAGCAAAGCCUUUGGUUGCGACAAUUGUUGGCCGAGUUGUCGCAAGACCAAAUGAACGAGACGUCUGCGCUUGAGAAAAUUAGCACCUUUCAUGAUGAAUUAGUCGCGAAGCGGGGUGUGCAGAUUGACUCAUUCUUGUGGGACGACGGCUGGGACGAUCCACAGCGAGGAAUGUGGGCUUUCAAUGUGGCAAGAUUUCCGAACGGCUUCGACAACUUGGUGCGAGCGGCAGACUCCAGAAACUGUAGCAAUGGCAUCUGGCUUUCUCCGUGGGGUGGCUAUGGUCAGGCCAAGGACCUGCGAGUAGCAGAAGCUAAGCGAACGGGCCUGGAAGUCAACGAGCACGGCCUUUCUCUUGCAGGUCCCCUGUACAGAGCGAUGCUUUGCUGCACAUGCGCAUUCGGCGGGUCCGUAACCAAUUGCAUGUUCCUUGUUUCUGUUUUGCAUCUUCUGCGCUUACAAACUCGCCGCUGGUGCAGGAAGUUCACAGCAGCAGCUGCCAGUUUCCGCCACGAGGCGGGUGUAAACUUAUUCAAGUUUGAUGGCAUUGCUGGCGACCCGAGUGAAGUUCCAGGUGAGAUCGAGGCCAUGCUUUCGUUCUCGCAUGCUCUGCGAGAAGUGGAACCAAAAAGCCACGGUGCCAGACAGAGGAGCGCGGCUGCAAAGGAUCGAAUCUGGAUCAACUUGACAACGGGGACCUGGCCAAGUCCGUUUUUCCUUCUUUGGGUGGACAGCAUCUGGCGGGGCCACCGGGACGUUCUUGCCUUCUCGGAAGAUGAGCGGCCGGGGUUGACCAUCCGACAGCGCUGGCAGCUCUUCCGCGAGUGCAUUAUCUCAGCAGCCAUUGUGCAGCGCGCGAGGUUUUUCCCCAUUUCGCGCCUGAUGAUCCACGGCGCUGUUUUGUCAAAGCAUGGUGAUGCUCGGGCGCUUGGGCUACAUCUUGCCAACGAGCUAGAUUGGGCACAAGAAGUUUGGUCGCAUGCUUCACUUGGCCUAUUGCUGCAGGAGCUCUACGUUUCGCCUGAUUUGAUGGAUCCAGGUCGGUGGGACGUCCUGGCCGAGGCUUUGCAGUGGGCACGGACGAAUUCCUUGACCCUCGAAGACACGCAUUGGGCCAUCUUCCGCGCAUGCGAGGUCCAGCCUUACGGCUGGGCAGCCUGGCGAGAUGGUCUGGGCUUCUUAACCUUGAGAAAUCCAUCCACGAAAAAGUCUGCGAAGCCCAAAACUAAGACGGAAGCCUUCACCUUACGAGAUGCCUUCGAGCUGCCAUCCGGCGACAUGGGUCAUCUCCGAUUUCGUAUUGUGAAGAGGUUGGCGAGUUCGUCCAGCAAGUGGCGGUGUAGCUCCUUUCAGGGAGCGAAGCGGCAGCAGGGUGAAUGCGUGAUAGCUUCCAAUAUGCAGACGUACGUUGAACUGGAUGAUGCAGAGCUGGUGAUUCUAGAAUUUCGCCGCGCAUCUUCUCAUCCCAAUCUCGUGGCCGUUGGUGACAGAUCAGAACUGUAG
Symbiodinium sp. CCMP2592 is the source of this 2370-nucleotide messenger RNA. Lineage: Eukaryota; Dinophyceae; Suessiales; Symbiodiniaceae. The record is from the annotation of a GenBank genome assembly.